GAGGUGACUAAACAAAGAAUAAAGAAGAUGUUCAAUAAGGUUGAUCUCUCUGUUUCCUCGUACGAUACUGCUUGGGUGGCAAUGGUCCCUUCUCCAAAUUCUCAGGACCCUUUUUUCCCUGAAUGUGUCAACUGGCUAUUGUGUAAUCAACUCCAUGACGGGUCAUGGGGUCAUCCAAAUUUCCAUCCUUUGUUAAAGAAAGAUGCUCUUUUAUCUACGUUAGCAUGUAUCCUUGCACUAAAGCAAUGGAGUGUUGGUGAAGAGCUAAUUAACAACGGACUACGUUUUAUUGAGUCAAAUAUAUCUUCAGCUACCGAUGAAGUGCAACAAUCUCCUCUUGGAUUUGAUAUAAUAUUUCCUUCUUUGAUACAAUCCGCAAUGAAUUUGGAUAUCAAUCUUCCCCUUGGAGAAUCAACCCUGGCCAGUAUUUUCCACAUGAGAGACUUUGAGCUUCAAAGAGGAAAUGGAAGCAACUCAGAGGGUUGGAGAGCCUUCUUAGCUUAUAUUUCGGAAGGAAAUGCAGAGUUGCAGGAUUGGCAGACGGUUAUGAAGUACCAAAGGAAGAAUGGGUCCUUGUUUAAUUCACCAUCAACCACAGCCGCUGCUUUUACUCACACUAAGAAUGCUGAUUGUCUUCAGUACCUCCGCAGACUCUUAGACAAGUUUGGGAAUGCAGUUCCAACGAUAUAUCCUCUAGAUAAAUAUGCUCGUCUUUCUAUGGUUUCCAGCCUUGAAAGUUUGGGUAUUGAUCGACAUUUCAGGGAGGAAAUUAGAAGCGUAAUCGAUGAAACAUACAGAUUAUGGCUGCAGGGGGAUGAAGAAAUAUUUUCAGAUGCUGCCACCUGUGCAAUGGCGUUUCGACUCUUACGUGUUAAUGGAUAUGAAAUUUCUGCAGAUCCAUUAGUAAAAUUUUCCGAAGAUUGUUUCUUCAAUUCCUACGGAGGAUACUUGAAGGACGUUAGUGCUGCCUUAGAAUUGUUUAGGGCUUCCGAAAUCAUCAUACAUCCAGAUGAGUCAAUUCUUGAGAAACAAAACUACUGGACAAGUCAUUUUCUGAAAGAGGAGCUAUCCAAUAUGUUAAUUCAGCCUCAUAGACCGAAUAAGCACAUUGCCCUAGAGGUGGAUCAUGCUCUUAAAUCCCCUUACCAUGCAAAUUUGGGUCGGUUAUCAACCAAGAGAGCUAUAAAAAAUUACAACACAGAUGGUACAAGGAUUCUGAAAUCUUCGUAUAGCUCUUUGAAUAUUGGACAUGAAGAUUUCCUCGAACUGGCAGUGGAAGACUAUAACAUUUGCCAAUCUAUACAUCGUAAAGAGUUCAACCAUCUUGAAAGGUGGGUUGUUGAGCACAGAUUAGACAAGCUAAAGUUUGCUCGGCAGAAGCAAGCGUACUGCUACCUCUCUGCUGCUGCAGACCUUUUCCCUCCGGAACUAUCAGAUGCUCGCAUGUCAUGGGCCAAAAAUGCAUUUCUCACAACUGUGGUUGAUGAUUUCUUUGACAUUGAUGGUUCGGAAGAGGAACUAAUAAACCUUAUACAAUUGGUCGAGAAGUGGGACGUAGAUGCAAGUGUUGAUUGUUGUUCUAAGCACGUUGAAAUCAUAUUUUCAGCACUUAGGUACACAAUUAGUGAGAUUGGAGUAAAAGCGUUCAACUUGCAAGGACGUAAUGUGACAACCCACAUAAUUAAGAUUUGGUUGGAUUGCCUGAACUCUAUGUUAAAAGAAGCUGAGUGGUCGAGAAACAAGUCCGUGCCAACAAUGGAUGAAUAUAUGGCAAAUGCAGGAACAUCAUUUGCCUUGGGACCAAUUGUCCUCCCAGCUCUCUAUUUUGUUGGGCCUAAACUUUCAGAGGAGGUUGUAGGAAAUUCUGAACUCCAGUAUCUGUUCACGCUUAUGAGCACUUGUGGGCGUCUUCUCAAUGAUGUCCAAAGCUUUAAGAGAGAAUUAGCGGAAGGGAAGUUAAAUGCUGUAUCGUUGGCCACGAUUCAUGGUGGUGGUACUGUAUCUGAGGAAGAUGCGAUCAAUGAUAUUAAGAACGUUAUAACAAGUGAGACGAGAGAACUGCUAAGAGUUGUUUUGCUGGAGAAGGGUAGCGCAGUUCCAAGAGCUUGCAAGGAUUUGUUUUGGAACUUGAACAAAGUGAUGCACCUUUUUUAUUGGAAGGAUGAUGGGUAUGUUGGGAACGAGAUGAUGAAAGCCGUAAAUGAAGUCAUUGGAGAACUUAUUGUUCUUCAAUGA
This is a messenger RNA of Pyrus x bretschneideri (Chinese white pear), 2235 nucleotides long. Its product is annotated as ent-kaurene synthase 5, chloroplastic-like. NCBI's taxonomy places the organism in Eukaryota, Viridiplantae, Streptophyta, Magnoliopsida, Rosales, Rosaceae. Gene Ontology annotation, molecular function: magnesium ion binding; terpene synthase activity. The record is from RefSeq and is a predicted model, not a curated record. The transcript has 12 exons. Gene Ontology annotation, cellular component: chloroplast. The coding region runs from base 28 to 2235 and encodes 735 amino acids. Gene Ontology annotation, biological process: gibberellin biosynthetic process.